UUUUCUAGUGCAAGAUGGCGUCCGCUGGAGUUGGGGCCUCAGUGCCUGAGGAUGGAGGCGAAGGGGAGGCCACCCCACCGGCUGUUCCGGAGCCGAUGGCUGCGGAAGCUGCGGGAUCAACUGAGCAGGGAACAGGGGACUCGGAGACCGGAGGUGAUGCCUCUCUAGCUGAUGUCACUGCUACCAUGGAAACAGAAUCAUCCAGUGGAAAGGAUGCCUUGGAAGGUGUGGGCGAUGGUUCAGAAGUCAUGGAUAAUCAAGCUAGUUCUGUGGAUGAGGAUAAUGGAAGACAACUUGGAGAGAUUGAACUGCAGUGCGGAAUUUGCACCAAGUGGUUCACUGCAGAAACAUUUGGCAUUGAUACCACAUCCUGCCUUCCUUUUAUGACAAACUACAGUUUUCAUUGCAACAUCUGCCAUCACAGUGGGAACACAUACUUCUUAAGAAAACAAGCAAGGAGUCUUGUGCCGGGAACUAGUGGGAAAGGAAGAGGGGCCAAACGCAAGCAGCAAGAAGGAGGAACUACAGGAACAGCCAAGAAAACUAGGAGUGAUCCUUUGUUCUCCGCUCAGCGUCUUCCACCCCAUGGCUAUCCAUUGGAGCACCCUUUUAAUAAGGACGGGUAUCGUUACAUUUUGGCAGAGCCAGAUCCCCAUGCUCCUGACCCAGAGAAGUUGGAGCUAGACUGCUGGGCAGGAAAGCCUAUCCCUGGAGAUCUCUACAGAGCCUGCCUCUACGAACGGGUCCUUCUAGCUCUGCAUGACCGAGCUCCUCAGCUGAAGAUCUCAGAUGACAGGCUGACAGUCAUUGGAGAAAAAGGGUACUCGAUGGUCCGAGCUUCCCAUGGGGUGCGAAAGGGGGCCUGGUAUUUUGAAAUAUCCGUGGAUGAGAUGCCACCCGAUACAGCUGCCAGACUUGGGUGGUCUCAGCCUUUAGGAAACCUUCAAGCUCCUCUAGGUUACGACAAAUUCAGUUACUCCUGGCGUAGCAAGAAAGGGACAAAGUUCCACCAGUCCAUCGGUAAACACUAUUCAUCAGGUUACGGCCAGGGGGACGUGCUUGGGUUUUUUGUCAGCCUUCCCGAAGACACAGAAACAGCUAAAUCCCUGCCAGAUACCUAUAAAGACAAGGCUUUGAUCAAGUUCAAAAGCUAUUUGUACUUUGAAGAGAAGGACUUUGUGGAUAAAGCUGAGAAAAGUUUAAAGCAAGCUCUGGGAAGCCAAAUAAUCUUCUAUAAGAAUGGUGCCAGUCAAGGAGUUGCAUACAGAGAUAUUUUUGAAGGUGUUUAUUUCCCUGCAGUAUCUCUGUACAAAGGCUGCACGGUAUGUAGAAGCUGA
Thamnophis sirtalis is the source of this 1337-nucleotide messenger RNA. NCBI's taxonomy places the organism in Eukaryota, Metazoa, Chordata, Lepidosauria, Squamata, Natricidae. The record is from RefSeq and is a predicted model, not a curated record.